Messenger RNA from Patella vulgata (common limpet), 1153 nucleotides. RefSeq names its product vitelline envelope sperm lysin receptor. Bases 119 to 1120 code for a protein of 333 amino acids. The transcript has 10 exons. Lineage: Eukaryota; Metazoa; Mollusca; Gastropoda; Patellidae. The record is from RefSeq and is a predicted model, not a curated record.
GCACGUGCAUCCGUACACUGUAUUUUACGCGCAUGUACAUUAAAUUGACCGUCCAUGGUUGUGGAAGUGUAUACCCAACUGUUAAUAUAGUCACCAAUUUCUCCUGAAAACAGACAUAAUGUGGUGGCCUUUUCUUCUGGUCAUAGCAGGAAUGGUGCAUCAUAUAUAUUGUACAGAUACCUUUGUUAUAGAAGUGUCACAUACAUGUGCUAAAACUCUAACAGGUGGAAGUGUUGAUAUUGUUACUGAUGCAUCAUUAACACCUACCCUAUAUUGUAAAGAUGGCUUUAAUAAAACGUUAAAAUCACAUGAUCUUGGACAUUAUUAUGGUAAUGCAUAUUUUAGAGGAAACUCUAGCAAGGAAUGUAUAUUUGUAAAAAAGAAGAAUGCUAACAUCUUUACAUUAAAGCUGUUUGUUAUAUGGGGUAAUACUGAUAUAUUGGUUACACAUGAAAAAGAAUACAUCAUCACAUGUACCUAUGAUGAGAAUGGUAACAGAAUUGGAAGCGAACAUGAAGUAGUACGAGUGUUCGCCGGCAGAGAGAAUCAGAAAAAUAUGGGUGCUAAAAGCCGAUCUAAAAUCGAUCUUAAUAUCGUUGAUGUUAGAGGUAAACCAUUAAUAUCCAAUAUUUUCAGAGGAAAAAUCAUACAGUUGAGGGCCACAUUUGAAGAACAAAGUAAAAGUAUAAAGGUUGUAUCAUGUGAUGCUGUAUCUAACUCUGGUUUAAAACAUGCAGUCUUAAGAGGAGGGUGUGGAGAUGGUACCGUGUUUAAGUUAAAUCAAGGUUUUACAACGAUUGGCAAUGAAAUAAAGAGUCCAUAUUUUCCUGCCUUCCGUUUGCAGACCGGCAACCAGCUUUCAUUCCGAUGUAAUUUUACAGUAUGUAGCGGUAAAUGUGAAGGGUCGAGUUGUGUGAAUAUUCAAAAGAGAUCUCUGAAACGAGAGGAGAAAAUGUUUAGUAUCGAAACUGUACAAAUUGAGAUGAGAUCUUAUUCUUCAGAUACCGCCAAUGCUAUUGCACCGGAUGGUGAACCACCUAGAUAUUAUAUAUAUUUCGGCAUGCUUAUAUUUUUGCUAUCCUUUGUUGUGUUUCUGAUUAUUGUAAUGUCGGCACUCUGAAAGUCUUGGUAAUAAAAGAAGUCCAAUAUCAAA